Messenger RNA from Penicillium brevicompactum, 1410 nucleotides. RefSeq names its product Helicase C-terminal. Lineage: Eukaryota; Fungi; Ascomycota; Eurotiomycetes; Eurotiales; Aspergillaceae. The transcript has 2 exons. The coding region runs from base 1 to 1410 and encodes 469 amino acids. The record is from RefSeq and is a predicted model, not a curated record.
AUGGUCAAACGCAAGAGCACCUCGGGACCUGACGAGCCCGUCCGUCCCACGAAAGAAACCAAAACAGCCAACACUGCUGUCUACUCCCACCAAUACAACAUCCCACUUCCACGCGAGGCUCUUGAAGGAGAACUUCUGGGCGAUGAGGCCGCGGCCAUCCCAAUCAAAACAAUGGGUGGCCAAAAGGCUAAGCCAGAGUUGCAAGAGCCAAUUCCCGUCAACAUCGACGGCCCAGUUCACCCAUACAACUGGCUGAGCUACUCAAACAAUGAGAGCGGCGAGACCGGCCUUGCGGCAUACCUUCUCUUCCGCCAUGUCAAAUGGCUUCGGCGGCUGGUGAUCAGCUGGCCGAUUCUGAUCAUGUUCAGCCUCUACGGCACAUGGAGCAGAGGGCUGACGAAGCUCGCCCCACUCGAGAUACUCGGCAGCGAGUCGACACGAAACGUCGUAACUGCAGUUACCGACCCCAUUAAGACCUGGCCCGUGAACGGCGAGGUUGACGCUUCAGGGACACUGAUUUGCCUUCCUCAUGAGAAAAACCGAGUUCACAAAAACUACCGGAUGGCCUGGAUUCUCGUGGGUGUGGUACAUCUGUGUAGGCACUACAAUGACCUGGGGGAUGAAAGAAACCACAGUCUGAACAAAUGGGGUCGUUGGGAAUUCAUGAAACAGUGGGGCGUGAUUCUCUCGCUGGAAGACCUCGAGAUACGGAUGCCUCAAUUUGGAUUCUGGGAGGACCGGGGUGAAACAGCCUUCGAGGCUUACAACAGAGCAUGGGAGAUCUUGAAGUAUCUCGGGGAAAUGCUCCCAGGGUAUCCGGGAGAUGAUUAUGUCUUCAUGGGCAGAGCCGAUACCUGGGCCAAGAGAAUGCAAACCCGGCAGGGCAUGGACGAAGGCUUCUUUACCCAGCAAGACAACCUCCCACCAUGGAUGAAGGAUGAUUGGGAUUCCGAAGAUGAGUGGGAUGAAGAUGAGUGGGAUCCUGACGACGAGCCACACCAUCAGGUCCCCACACACCCUGAGGCAGGAGAGACAGAACUUUGCGCCACUGAUCUGCUCCUCAGUUGGGACGAUAUCGGGGAAUCUAAGAAGUCUCAUGAUCUUGCGCUCGCAACCAACACGGGCACAGAGGCCGACGCCAAAACAGUCCGUGAGAAUCCCCUCAAGCGCAAACUCUCGGAAAAGGGCAAUGGAACCCUCAUCGUGGACGAGGGAGGGGAUGCGUGCCGUGAGCCUCCAUUCAAGGCUAGCGCCCCCCGGCCAAAUUCCCAAGCCUCGUUGGCUCAGUACCUCGAGGAUAGCGAGGAAGACUCCGAGGAAGACAUCUGGGAUGGACGGUCCAAGAGACGACGAACCCAGCCACCCAACUCUUCCCCUCAGCGAAAGAAGUCCAGUCACAAUCUGCUUUGA